AUGGCAGCCCUUGAUACUCUAAAGGUGUUCAUAUCUUGCGUGUCAUUUUUGUUUUGUUUCCCGAUAUCAAUAAAAGGUGAGGUGGUUCAUAUCACAGUUUUGACCGUAGGAUAUACAGCUAUCGAAACAUCCAGUAAUGUAGAGUACCAAUGUUACCGCAGUGAACCAGAUGAGGAUGCCACAUUGUCAUUUGGACGAUCUGCACCCAUAACAACAGAUACACCACCACCCUCAGCAACGAUUCACCCUAGUGAUGGAGAUGUAUUGUUGGUCAAAUUCUCUGAUCAUGGGGAUACUUGGCAUACAGCUGGUUUUGGUCCCUUCUACUGUGAGGCUGCUAAGGAUGCUCGAGAUGUAACAAGGGUCACUACAUUUUUUCAGAGAAGUGAUGCUAAAUUUAUACCAAGUGGUGGAGUGUUUACGAAGGCAGUCAAUGUGAAUGACACAGGAGUGGUGAUCUCAAUGACUAAUCGAGACCAACCUGAUGAUAAUGGCAAUGUGAUUACAUGGAGGAAAGAUGGUGGUGAUGUUCUUACACAAUUUGAGGGACAGACAAGUAUCAACUUCUCAAACCCAAUCGACAUAUCAGACCAAGGGAUCUAUGAGAUCUACUAUCAUGGCGAGAGAUAUCAAAACAGAGGAGGAAUUUACCGACUCAUUGUCAGAGAAUGUCCUGCAGGUAGGUGGGGUCCACCUGAAUGCUAUGGUAUCUGUGAUAAUUGUUACAAUGGUGGAGUCUGUGAUGACAAAUCUGGUCUUUGCAUCUGUCCUAACAACUUCAUGGGAGAUAAUUGUUUGAAUAUUUGCAGCAACACACAUGGGAAUAGAUUUGGAUUAGAAUGUGAGUAUAGAUGCUCCUAUAGAGAUGACAAUGUACCUUAUUGUCGAGGGAACCUCUUUUGCUUACCUAAUCCAUAUGGAUGUUCAUGUGAUGUUGGUUCUCGAGGUCUUGCAUGUGACAGCGAUUGUGAUGCUGGCACAUAUGGCCCAGGAUGCUCACAAACAUGUCACUGUGCUGAUGUAUCAUCAUGUAACUCUUUUAGUGGAAUAUGUACUACAGGUGGAUGUCAGUCUGGCUGGUCAGGGAACAAUUGUCAAAUACUUGAUAUUUGCGAGGCUGGUUACUUUGGAUCAAAUUGCACUGAUAAAUGUCAUUGCAUGGGUGAUGUAUCUUGUGAUAAAACAACAGGAGAAUGUCCUCAGAAGUGCGCCUUAGGAUACAGCAUGCACGAUGGUCAGGAAAAUUGUCAAGGUAGCACCAUGGCAACGGUUCUCAGAAUACAGCUGCCAGGGUUUAACUGGUCUGUUCAGUACAGCAACCAUGCACGUCUGAUUCCGUACUGCAACACCGUCUGUUCAGCACUGCAACCACGUCUGUUCAGUACCGGAAACUACGUCUGGUUCUUCGACCAUAUGUAUGGGUCAUUCUGCAGUCAGGCUCUCACGACCACACCCAUUGGCUCUGCUCUACUUGUAGUUUUCCUGUUGUCUGCUCCAGACCUCCGACCGUCCGCUUCAGACCAGCAACCAUCCGCUUCAGACCAACCCGUCUGCUCCGGACCACCAGCCGUCUACUCCAGACUCCGAACCGUCCGCCUCCAGACCAACCAGACUACCAAAAGAGCAAGCCCUGGUAUAGUCUCUUGCUGGCGUGCAAAAGACCCAACACACAAGGAAAUCUAA
This is a messenger RNA of Lytechinus pictus (painted urchin), 1683 nucleotides long. RefSeq lists its product as uncharacterized. NCBI's taxonomy places the organism in Eukaryota, Metazoa, Echinodermata, Echinoidea, Temnopleuroida, Toxopneustidae. The record is from RefSeq and is a predicted model, not a curated record. The transcript is spliced from 9 exons. The coding region runs from base 1 to 1683 and encodes 560 amino acids.